AUGGCGACCCAAAUACCCGUCGAUCCAACUCUUACCUCGGCCAACACACUUAAGCUUGAAAAUACACACAAUCGAGACGUGCUGAUCGCGAUCGAAAAGAAGUACCAAAAAGAAUGGCAGAAGAACAAAAUCUUCGAAUCGGAUGCGCCUACAACGACCGAGAUCCCCUUUGACUCAGUCCCCGCCGCGGAGAUUCGAGAAAAAUACCCCAAGUACUUUGGCACCUUCGCAUACCCGUACAUGAAUGGUGCUCUGCAUGCUGGACACAGUUUUACAGUCAGCAAGGUGGAGUUCACCGCGGGCUUCAACCGCUUGACCGGAAAGCGGGUGCUGUUCCCAUUGGGGUUUCAUUGUACGGGCAUGCCAAUCAAAGCAUGUGCAGACAAACUCGUCGAAGAUGUGAAGAAGUUCGGACAAAAUUUUGAGAGAUUUCAUGGAGAGGAGGACGCGGCAGCACCAGAAUCCAACGGAGCUGCCGUUGCGCCCACACAAGGAGUUAAUGUGAAGGACGAUCUCACCAAGUUCAAGAGCAAGAAGGGCAAGCAGGCCGCGAAGACGGUCAAAGCUAACUACCAAUUCCAGACGAUGCUGGCUAUGGGAAUACCCAGGGAAGAAAUCCACAAGUUCGCAGACGCCAAUUACUGGCUCGAAUACUUCCCGCCAAUAUGUCAACAAGAUCUGAUCGAUUUUGGAGCAAGGAUAGAUUGGAGGAGGAAGUUUGUCACAACCGACGCGAAUCCGUACUACGACGCCUUUGUGCGAUGGCAGAUGAAUCGCUUGCACGAGCUCAACAAGAUCCUGUAUGGAAAGAGAUAUACGAUCUACAGUCCUAAGGACGGCCAACCGUGUAUGGACCACGACCGGACCAAAGGUGAGGGUGUAGGUCCAACUGAGUACACAGCUCUAAAAUUGAAGGUCAAGGAGUGGUCACCCGGAGCAGCAAAGGCGGUGGAGUCUAAGAUCCCCCAGGACGCCAGUGUCUAUUUCGUGCCUGCGACCUUGAGACCGGAGACUAUGUACGGUCAAGUAUGCUGUUUCGUUGGACCGAAGAUCAAUUACGGCAUCUUCAAGGUCUCAGAGAAGGAAUAUUACGUGGUCACUAAGAGAGCGGCCUGGAAUAUGGCUUUUCAAGGUACUUUCUUUGAAGAGGAGCAUUUCCCCCGUGAUCAAAAGGAGUUGGAGCCUAUUGUGGAAUUGCCUGGAUCUGCCUUCGUGGGUACUCUGGUCAAUGCGCCUCUAUCGGUACACAAAGAAGGUGUUCGAAUAUUACCUAUGGAGACGGUAUCUGCAACAAAGGGCACUGGUGUUGUCACUUCAGUUCCGUCUGACAGUCCGGAUGAUUUUGCCACGGUCAGAGAAUUGGCUAAAAAGGCGGAGUUUUAUGGCAUCCAAAAAGAAUGGGCUGAGCUGGAAAUCAUACCUAUUAUUGAUACACCAGCCUAUGGUAAUCUUGCGGCGAAGUACCUGGUCGAGACGAAGAAGAUUCAAUCGCCGAAGGACACCACUUUAUUGGCUGAAGCAAAGGACCUGGCGUACAAGGAAGGUUUCUACAACGGCACGAUGUUGGUCGGAGAAUUCAAGGGCGAGAAGGUCACCGAUGCCAAAGAGAAAGUCCGAAAUUCCUUGAUCGCAUCUGGCGAAGCGUUCCCUUUUGCCGAUCCUUCAGCCGAAGUCAUCAGUCGAAGUGGGGAUGAAUGUGUGGUCGCGGAUAUCCCACAGUGGUUCCUGAAUUACGGCGAGAACGACAAAGAGUGGCAACAAACAGUAUUGGACUAUGUAAAGGACAAGAAUGGUCUUGAAACCUACACCCACGAGACCGAAAACCAGUUCGUCGCAAACCUCGAGUGGUUGAACCAAUGGGCAUGCGCAAGGACGUAUGGUCUGGGCUCUAAACUCCCGUGGGAUCCCUCGUUUUUGGUGGAAAGUCUGAGCGACAGCACUAUCUAUAUGUCAUACUAUACGGUCGCUCACUUCUUGCACGGAGACAAAUUCGGAAAGACGCCCGGGCUAUUGAACAUCAAGGCAGAACAAAUGACGGAUGAUGUCUGGGAUUACAUCUUCACGCGGACGAACGACGUCAAGAAGGUCUCGGAAUCGACAAAGAUAUCGGUGGCGGACCUGCAAACCAUGCGACGGUCUUUUGAGUAUUGGUAUCCUCUCGACCUGAGAUCCUCCGGAAAGGAUCUGAUCCCCAAUCAUCUUACAUUCUUCCUCUACAUCCAUCUCGCCCUGUUCCCCCGCGAAUAUUGGCCUAGAUCUGUCCGCUCGAACGGCCACCUCUUGCUCAACGGGGAGAAAAUGAGCAAAUCCACCGGAAACUUUUUGACCUUGAGUCAAGCAGUGAAGAAGUUUGGAGCCGACGCUACACGAAUAGCUCUUGCUGACGCAGGCGACGGCAUGGAAGACGCGAAUUUCGAAGAGAAAGGCGCCAACGCCGCUAUCAUGCGGAUGUACGUUCUCAAGGAGUGGAUCGAGGAUACGUUGAAGGACGAAGGACUCCGCAAGACGCAAGGGGAGGUCAUUUGGGACCAGCUUUUCGAGGACGAAAUGAACUUGUUGGUGCAUGAAGCGUACCAUCACUACUCCGACACAAACUACAAACUCGCCCUCAAAUCCGCUCUCUACGACUUCCAAUCCGCCCGCGACUUCUACCGCGAAGCCUGUCUCUCUAGUGGCAUACCUCUCUCGCGGCCCCUCAUCCUCCGCUACGUCGAAUUGCAAUGCCUCCUGAUCUCCACCAUCGCCCCUCAUUGGGCCGAGUACAUUUGGCUCGAGGUUCUGCACAAAGACCAAUCCAUCCAACUUGCCCACUGGCCCACCGACGUCCCCGACGCAGACCCUUCAUUAACCGCCGCGAGAGAAUAUGUGAAGACGACAUCCAGCAACAUCACGAGCGCAGAAGCGCAGGCCGCCAAGCGAAUGGCAAAGGGCAAGGCCGUGGUAUUCGACCCCCGCAAACCCAAGCAUAUAACGAUCUUCGUGGCGUCGCGAUUUCCCGAGUGGCAGGAUAAAUAUGUCGACCUGGUCCGCUCCAUGCUGGAGGAAGCAACCUUGGACGACGACAAGGCUCUGAACGCGUCCGUCGCAAAGGUCGGCAAGGGGCCGGAAAUGAAGAAAGCUAUGCCCUUCGUCCAGGGGCUCAAGAAGAGACUCGUGGUUAACAAGGAGAGUCCGGCGGCCGUGUUCGAGCGGAAAUUGCCUUUUGACGAGGUGCACGUCUUGACCGAGAUGAGGAAGGGCUUGAUGAAGAGCAGCGGCUGCAAGGACGUCAAGGUUGUCAGCGUCACGGACGAGAACAGGCAGAGUCUCCCGCACACGGCCGAGUCGGCUGUGCCGGGCCAGCCCACCUUCUUGUUCGAGAACGUCGAGUGA
Molecule: messenger RNA, 3372 nt
Organism: Cladophialophora bantiana CBS 173.52
Lineage: Eukaryota; Fungi; Ascomycota; Eurotiomycetes; Chaetothyriales; Herpotrichiellaceae
Product: leucine-tRNA ligase
Exons: 3
Coding region: 1-3372 (1123 amino acids)
Biological process (GO): leucyl-tRNA aminoacylation
Molecular function (GO): aminoacyl-tRNA deacylase activity; leucine-tRNA ligase activity; ATP binding
Source: RefSeq, a predicted model, not a curated record